AUGGAGAAACUGCUUUGUGAUGCUGCCAUUGAAAACAAUGUUACGGCAUUUCGCCAGUUUCUGAGAGAAGAUCCACUUGUUCUUGAUAAAGCCAUGAUAAAUUGUCAAGAUAUGAUGAAUCCUCUUCACACUGCAGCACUGUUUGGCAAUGCUGAAUUUGUUAAAGAAGUUUUGGGUAGUAUCAAAUACUUGAUUGAAAACAAUGUCCUGCAGGUGAAUGUAAAGAGUGCAAAUGGGAGCACUCCUUUGGACCUUAUUCAGGGAGAAAGUGAUUCAGAAAUCGCACAAGUUCUCGAGCGCGCCGGAGCCGAGGGAAGCACAUACGACCUCAUCAGCUCCCGACGAACCAAAACGCUAUACAAGAAAAGAGACGUGCUAAUGGUUGUGGCCUCGCUUAUCGCGACGAUGGCGUUCCAGGCAACGUUGAAUCCUGCAGGAGGUGUUUGGCAAGACAACAAGCCAGAUGGCUCUGAUAAACAUGUAGCCGGAGAAGCUGUGAUGGCACAAAAAUAUCCAAACACCUACAGAAAUUUCAUCACAACUAAUACAAUAGCCUUUGUUUCAUCCCUGAGCAUAAUCUUGCUCCUCAUCAGUGGUUUGCCCUUCAAAAAGAGAUUAUUCUUGUGGGUUUUGAUGGUGAUUAUGUGGCUCACAAUUACUGCCAUAGCUUUAACUUAUAACACAUCGAUUUAUAUUCUAACACCAAAAGAUGAUAUCAAAAAACUGAACCUAGUAACUUGGACGGCUAUUAUCGUUUGGUGCGGCGUGAUUUCGCUGUUGUUUUUGGGAAACACUCUUCGAUUGAUCAACCGAUGGCUCAAACGACGACACGGUAUUGAUCUGUUCAAAAUGCUUAAGAGGCAGGGGAAUUCAGGUACUCAAGUUCAAAGCCUUGAAAAUCCAGGAACUAUUCUGGUCUGUUAA
Oldenlandia corymbosa var. corymbosa is the source of this 924-nucleotide messenger RNA. NCBI's taxonomy places the organism in Eukaryota, Viridiplantae, Streptophyta, Magnoliopsida, Gentianales, Rubiaceae. The record is from the annotation of a GenBank genome assembly.